This is a messenger RNA of Pecten maximus, 2807 nucleotides long. RefSeq lists its product as uncharacterized. Bases 121 to 2205 code for a protein of 694 amino acids. The record is from RefSeq and is a predicted model, not a curated record. The transcript has 6 exons. Lineage: Eukaryota; Metazoa; Mollusca; Bivalvia; Pectinida; Pectinidae.
GAACUCUUUAGGGUAGAAAAUGUCAACAAUAUAAAGUGAAAGCAUGGCGAUUUGCAGACAGUUUUAACCAUGACUCACUUCAUUUCGUCCAUUCGUAAAGGCUGUGUGUGUUGAGUGAUUAUGGCUGGUGUUGAUUACUGUACCAUCCUUCCCUCUUGGGAGUUUGACAAGAACCCAGCAUGUGUUGUCUCCUACCAGUUUGACAGUAUUGAUGGAUCAUUGGAGGCCAAUGGGACAGAUUAUAUUCCCCCUAACGACUUUAUGGACAACUGUCUGACCUUAGAAUGUUCCAGUAAUGACCAACUGAGUAGUGACUCGCGUGAACCCUGCACGCUGUCCAUCACGAGUAAGCCACAGUACCGGGUCAGCAUCCUCGGUAUAGAUAUCAUUAGUCAGUCAAGAUCCUUGGAGGUUUAUGAUGCCUGUGAAGGUUACAUGACAACAUCCCGGGGCAAGCGUGUUCCUUGUCUAGACGCGGAGGGAGGAGAAAACCAAAGUGAUGUGUUUGCUUGUCGUGUCAGACUCCGGGAAACCUUAUUUGGAUUUACAGUCAAGUUCCCCAGCACCAGUAACAUGAUGAGAUUCAAUAUCUACAACAUUGUACUGAUCCUCAAUCCAGAGGCAGAAGACAUGGAUAAUGUAGAGGCCACAUCAACCUUCAACAUGGAUAAAGUUAAGAGUUUUGUGGACACAGACACAAUGUCUCCAGGUGCACAACAACUCAUGCGGUCAGUGGAACAAUUUCAGCAGAACAAAAAGAGUGCUGUGUCAGGACUUCAGGGAAUGUUUAGUCAAUCUACGUCUGGGUCUUCUGGCUCAUCACGACCCGGAAUGAUGGAGCUUAUGGGGCUGAUGUCAAUGUUCUCCAACAUGUCAACCCCUAGUCAAUCUGGGUCACGUGGUACCUCAGCAGAUACCACUCAACUUAGCCAGUUAGGAUCGCGUGGUACAGAUACCACGCAACGUAGCCAGUUUGGGUCAAGGGGUACCCCUAAAGAUGCCACACAACUUAGACAGUUGGGAUCGCGUGGUACAGAUACCACUCAACGUAGCCAGUUGGGAUCGCGUGGUACAGAUACCACUCAACCUAGCCAGUUGGGAUCGCGUGGUACAGAUACCACACAACGUAGCCAGUUUGGGUCAAGGGGUACCCCUAAAGAUGCCACACAACUUAGACAGUUUGGGCCACAGGGUACUGCAACAGACACCACACGACCUACUCAGCCAGACUCUAGCAGUAUUCCUUUUGCAACUAACCAAUCAGAUUCAAGGCACAAUACACAAGGUUUAAAUAACCCAGAUUCAAACCAGCAACAAAUGAGAAACGCAGUGACCAAUCAAAUGAGAGAAACAGAUACAACAGUCCUGCAGGCCAACCCACCUGAGACAAGUACAUCAUCAUUAAACUUAUCAGGGUUAAGGAAUUUGGUAUCUGGUUCAGGCCAUCCGAACUCUGGCGGUGGUUCAGAGGAUGGGGAAAUGUACCAGAUGCUACAAAACAUAUGUGGCGGAGUGUCUCAGAUGAGAAAUGUGCAUAAAGAUGGGAACGAUAGAGCAACAGGAACAGGACAUGAGCAAGGACAAUUGGAUAACCAGCAAAGGUUUGAAGGAGACACUGGUGAGGAAGAAGGUCAAAGGUCACAGAGCGAAGCUUCAGGAGGCCAGAAAUAUUCCCAUGAUACAUUGAGGACAGUUGUGAAAAGUUGUAUGGAAGAGUUUGAACUCCGACUUCAGAACCAUAUUGAUACUAGAUUAUCUCAAAUAGAGCGGAAACUGGAUGUUAAACUAGACAGGAUAAUGGAUGUGUUACAGUCAUUGACAAGAAGUAGUUUGCCUUCACAAAUACCUACAGACACUCACACCUCAACACUGACACAUGUAAACUCCAAGGAAGUUACACAUAUACCUACGGAGGGUGCCACAUACCUAGACACAGACGAUCACACCUCAACACUGACACAUGUAAACUCCAAGGAAGUUACACAUAUACCUACGGAGGGUGCCACAUACCUAGACACAGACGAUCACACCAAAUUGUUGACACAUGGCCCAACAGGUGAUGAACUCACAGUAAACAACAACACACCUUCUGUUAACGGGAGAGAACAAUAUGUAGAGAUAAACACAGACAUUCCUGAGGAAGAAAACAGAUACCAACCUAUCAAUUCACCAAUAAUGGACGAUGAAAGUGGAGAAAACUCCUGAUAGUGUGUAAAAUGAAAUAACUAACAAGAGAAAAUUUCAGAUACUGUAACAGAACAGCAGUCAAGAGAAAACUCCGGAUAGUGUGUAAAAUAAAACAAGAGAUCAAAGAAAAUUUCAGAUACUGUAACAGAACAGCAGUCAAGAGAAAACUCCGGAUAGUGUGUAAAAUAAAGCAACAGACCAAAGAAAAUUUCAGAUAUUGUAACAGAACAGCAGUCAAGAGAAAACUCUGGAUAGUGUGUAAAAUAAAGCAACAGACCAAAGAAAAUUUCAGAUACUGUAACAGAACAGCAGUCAAGAGAAAACUCCGGAUAGUGUGUAAAAUAAAACAAGAGACCAAGGAAAAUUUCUGAUAUUGUAACAGAUCUACAAACAAGGCAAUAUUCCUAAUAUUGUUACAAGUUACCGAGAAUAUUCCUGAUAAUUUAACAGUCAUGAGGAAAUUCAUGAUAAUGUAACAAAAUAGCAGGAAAAUUCCUGAUAUGGUAAAAUAAGAGACAAGAGAAAAGUUCUGAUAUUGUAAAAUGAAGAUAAUGGACCAGAAAAAAAUCCUGAUGCAACAAAACUACAGAUCAAAAGUAAAUUCCUGAUGUGUGAUGACA